Lampris incognitus (smalleye Pacific opah) is the source of this 1734-nucleotide messenger RNA. It is a transcript of the gene egr3, whose product is annotated as early growth response 3. The transcript is spliced from 2 exons. Gene Ontology annotation, molecular function: DNA-binding transcription factor activity, RNA polymerase II-specific; RNA polymerase II cis-regulatory region sequence-specific DNA binding. NCBI's taxonomy places the organism in Eukaryota, Metazoa, Chordata, Actinopteri, Lampriformes, Lampridae. The record is from RefSeq and is a predicted model, not a curated record. The coding region runs from base 372 to 1631 and encodes 419 amino acids. Gene Ontology annotation, biological process: regulation of transcription by RNA polymerase II.
AGCGGCGCGCUUGUGCAGCCAGCAUCACCGUUUCCAUUGAUCCACAGACUUCAGAUUCCCCCCACAAAACAGACCACCAGUGUUCACCGGUGAUCAGAUGAAUAACACUAGCCCGAGUGUGACCAUCGCAGGGCUGCCGCUUCGAGAAGGGGACGGGAUUCGGCGGAACUUGGAUACGUACAACACACUAGUAGGAUUCCGGGCUCCUCUCCUUUGCGUGUGCGUGCGUGUGUGUGUGUGUGUGUGUGUGUGAGCGUGUGUGGGUCCGGUGAUCACCACCUGUGCGUUUCACUCUGAGAGCACCCGUCGUCCGAGCCACCUGGAUACCUGAGCGCUUGUCAUUGAUGUCAGACUGAAUAUUAACAACUGCUAUGACAGGGAAACUGGCGGACAAGCUCCCUCUUACCAUGAGCAGUUUAAUAAACACGAUCCCUGACAGUCUCUACCCCGAGGAGGACAUUCCCACGUCUAUGAAUAUUUUCCCCAGUACGGAUUCUAUUAACCACUAUUCGCAGAUGAACACAGACAAUAUCAUGGACCUGGGCAUGGGAAGUGAGAAGGGGACUGCAGAGAUUCAGUAUGGCUCCAGCUUCCAGUCCAACCGCAGCGGGCAGACCGUCACCUACCUGGGGAAGUUCGCCUUUGACACUCCUCCGUCAGGUGGCAUCGGCGGCUCGGGCUGGUGCUCUGACAACAACAUCAUCAGUUUAGUCAGUGCAGGCAUCCUGGGCGUUUCUCCGUCACCCGGCACAGUAACGACACAGACGUCAUCCACCGCAGCCAGCAUGGGUGGACAGACAUCAGAUAUGGAGCAGGUGUACGGCCCCCCGCUGCCCGCCUAUUCAACUUGCAGUGACCUGUAUCAGGACCAGGUGUCCUUCCACCACAGCCCAGCCACCAGCACGGGCCUCGCCUACCCCGGCAAUGACUAUCACUCCACCUCCAAGCCCUCUAUGGAUGGUAGCCUCUUUUCCAUGAUCCCCGAUUACAACCUCUUCCAUCACCAGGGGGAGGUCGGCGUGAUGGAGCACAAACCCUUCCAGACCAUGGACCCCAUCCGAGUCAACCCUCCGCCUAUCACACCUCUGGAGACCAUCCGGGCAUUCAAAGACAAGCAGCAGAUUCACCCAGGUUUCAUCGGCGGGCAGCAGCACGUCCCGCAGCACCACCCGCCGCCGCAGACUCUGACGCUGAAACCCAUCCGGCCGCGGAAGUACCCCAACCGGCCGAGCAAAACCCCCGUGCACGAGCGGCCGCACGCCUGCCCGGCGGAGAACUGCGACAGGCGCUUCUCGCGCUCCGACGAGCUGACGCGCCACCUUCGCAUCCACACGGGUCACAAGCCCUUCCAGUGCCGAAUAUGCAUGCGCUCCUUCAGCCGGAGUGACCACCUGACCACGCACAUCCGCACACACACGGGCGAGAAGCCCUUCUCUUGUGAGUUCUGUGGACGCAAGUUCGCCCGGAGCGACGAGAGAAAGAGACACGCUAAGGUUCACCUGAAACAGAAGGACAAGAAGCCAACGGACAAGGGCAGUGGGGCAACCGGCAGUCACAGCUCUCCCCCCAGCUCCUGUGCCAGUGGGGGGGGCAACAGUGGAAACAUCAUGACCGUCACUACCUGUGCGUAGACUGCGCCCUCACUAUGCCGCCCCCCCCCCUCCUCCCCCAUAAGCUGCAGGAGAAAGGGCCGCCUGCCUGUCCACUCUCAGAUGAAUAGGUGACUCUUCUAUU